Cutaneotrichosporon oleaginosum is the source of this 756-nucleotide messenger RNA. RefSeq lists its product as uncharacterized. The record is from RefSeq and is a predicted model, not a curated record. Lineage: Eukaryota; Fungi; Basidiomycota; Tremellomycetes; Trichosporonales; Trichosporonaceae.
AUGCGUCUCACUGCCCUCUUCGUCCUCAUGGCCUUCGUCGCCGCACUCCCCGAGCCCGAGCCCCAGGUCAAGACCGUCACGGUGUACCGGACCGUGGCUGCCGCGGCAACGUCGAAGCCCGACACGCCCGACAAGCCCGAGCCCAAGCCUGAGCCCAAGCCCAAGCCCGAGCCCGAGGACGCCGAGCCCACUGACGACGGCGACGAGCCCGAGCCCCCGACCACGCGCCGCACGUCCAAGCCCAAGCCUACGCAGGAGCCUGAGCCCACCAAGCCGGCCCCCAAGCCCGUGACCAAGACGGCUACGGCGACGGCAGACGCGAGCCCGACCGCAAAGGCGAGCGGCACGAAGAGCAAGCCCUCGGGCUCGGGCUCCCGUGCCUCCGGCUCGGGCACAGGCAGCAAGACCAAGCCGCGCUCCAAGCCGACUUCGCGCCCCAGCAGCACCGACUACCGCAUGUGGAAGACCGUGUACCACAACGGCACGGCCGUGUCGUCGUACGUGACCGGCACGCGCCCGCACACCAUCUCGUCGCUCCCCAGCCCGAGCCCCAGCCUGCCCGUCAACGGCAGCCUCAACGCCAACGUCAGCAGCGUGCCCCCGCUCGUGUCGUCCGCCCCGCUGCCCAGCGUCCCGGCCGACACGCCGGCACCGCCCAUCCCCACGCCGACCCUCAGCGCCGCCGCCCUCCCUACCGACUGCGCGCUCGUGCUCGGCGCCGCGGGGCUGCUCAUCGCUGCUGUGGGUGCGUGGUAG